AUGGAUCAUAGCGCUCUCUGGCGGCGUGAUGGCGCCGAGGAGUUUCUCAAACUCAUCCAAGAUCCGUUCAAAUCGGCAUUCCAAACAAACGCCGUCUGGGCUUCAUUGGCCACAUCUGCUGCCGUCGCUGUCCUCCUCGCUUUACUCUUCUCCCUCGUCCGGCCUCGCCAUACACUCGUCUACGCACCGAAAGUCAAACAUGCCGACCGGAAGCACGCUCCGCCGCCUGUGGGCAAAGGCUUCUUUGCCUGGAUCAAACCAGUUAUUCGUACCAAAGAGCCAGAUUUGGUCGACUGCAUUGGACUCGAUGCUACAAUCUUCAUUCGUUUUACCAAGAUGUGCCGUAACAUCUUCAUCUUCCUCAGCAUCAUCGGAUGUGGAGUUAUGAUUCCGCUCAACCUCACUCAAAGUCAAAAUACCAACAACGCUACGGCAUUCGCAACAAUGACUCCGCUGUACGUGAAGGCAGACGCGAUCUGGAGUCAGGUUGUUUGCGCCUGGUGUUUCGAUAUCAUCAUUGCCUAUUUCCUUUGGAGGAACUACAGGGCAGUUCUAGUUUUGCGCAGAAGAUAUUUCGAGAGUUCGGAUUAUCAGCGCAGUUUACAUGCACGAACACUCAUGAUUACCGAUAUACCUCCCGAAUUACGCACGGAAGAAGGAGUCAUGCGCCUGACAGAAGAACUGAACCCUACGGCAGCAAUUCCCCGAUCUUCGGUAGGACGAAACGUGAAGAUUCUUCCAAAGCUGAUCAAGGAGCAUGAAGAAACGGUACGCAAUCUGGAAUCUGUCUUGGCCAAAUACCUCAAAAACCCGGAUCGGUUGCCAGUAAAUCGCCCAACGAUGCGUCCACCUCGGAACUUACGGGGGGAGGCAGGCAAUGGCAAGGUAGAUGCCAUUGACUUCCUGACCGACCGCAUUUCGAGACUGGAGGAAGAGAUUCGCCAUGUUCGAAGCUCCAUUGACAAGCGGAAUGCGAUGCCGUAUGGUUUCGUCAGCUGGGACAAAAUCGAGCACGCUCAUGCCGUAGCGUACGUGGCACGCAACAAGCACCCUCGCGGAACGACUAUCCGCCUGGCGCCUCGGCCGCACGAGCUUAUCUGGGAGAAUCUGCCUCUGUCAAAAUCGGCACGGAAAUGGAAGACCUUUGUCAUGUUUCUCUGGGUUACCGCGUUGACAAUCGUCUGGAUUGCGCCCAACGCCCUCAUUGCGAUUUUCCUUUCCAACUUGUCGAAUCUUGGCCUCGUGUGGCCCGCAUUUCAAAGGUCACUUGACGCCAACUCCCAAGUUUGGGCAGCAGUUCAAGUUGUCUUCUCUCUUUUCUCUGCUGUGUGGACGUUUGUCGCAGCCGUCAUUGAGUUGAACAACAAAGAUGAGGAUCCCUGGCAAGCCGUUAAAGAUGGGCAAUUUUACCAGAAAGCUGUUAGCGCUAUGUGCCAAGUUUCCCCCUUCUGGGUGACGUACCUGCUUCAGCGGAACAUGGGUGCUGCUAUCGAUCUGGUGCAGCUUGUCAACCUCCUCUGGGUGUGGUUCGCGAAGACCUUCAUGGCACCGACUCCCCGCCAGACCAUCGAAUGGACCGCUCCACCACCAUUUGACUAUGCCAGCUACUACAACUACUUUCUGUUCUAUGCGACUGUAGCAGUCUGCUUCGCGACCCUGCAACCCAUCGUUCUCCCGGUGACGGCGUUGUAUUUCGGCCUCGACGCAUUGAUGAAGAAGUACAUGCUGAUGUACGUCUUUGUCACCAAGAACGAAUCCGGUGGACAGUUUUGGCGCGUGUUGUUCAACCGAUUGGUGUUUGCGGCUAUUCUUUCUAAUGUUGUCGUUGCCCUUGUCGCAAAGGCCCGAGGGACCUGGACCAUGGUGUUUUGUGUCGUUCCGCUUCCAUUCCUAAUGCUGCUUUUCAAAUGGUAUUGCAGGAGGCAGUUUGACCACGAGAUCAAGUACUACAACAGGGCAAACCUGACCGAUGCCGAAGCCCUCGCAGUCAGCAAGUCGAACAAGGGAGCAGCGGAACGACUCAGCUCCAAGUUCGGCCACCCCGCCCUGUUCAAACCGCUGAUUACGCCCAUGGUGCACGCCAAGGCGGCGGAAGCCCUCAAGCAAAUCUACCGUGGACGGCUGGGAACAUCCGAGGUUGAAGGCGAAUAUUCAGACAUUGUCAUGGACUCUAUGUCGCGCACACAACCUGGCAAGACCAUGCAGGAUGUCUCCUCAGCUCCGUUCGAGGUGGUGCCGGAAAACCACCUCGACUUUUCUUACUACAAGGAUCGCGCAGAUUUCCGCGAGGAGUUUGGCGGCGGUAUCUAUGGGCGUCCAGAGGAUCUCAUGACCGAAAGAUCGCAUACCCCGCGGAGCGGGCUGGGCGAUUGGUCCCCCAGCUCAUCGCGGGCGUCGUCUCCCGCACCAUCUGUUCCUACUCUGCCUGGUUUGAAGUCAUUCGAGGACCAUGAUCCACGCAUGACUGAGCCGGUGCAUCCCGCGUUCCGUCCUGCUCCAUUCAGACAGGACAGCGGCCAGAGCCGGGGGUUCUAUCAGCAGCAGAAUGACAGUGAAACCGAGCUCCUUGGACAGGCGCAGCAGCCAGCGGGUACGGGUAUAACGCCGUGGCGCUCACCUGGGUACGGUCCUGUUGAACAGGAUGACCCUGCUUUCACCUCAUACGAAGCCUAUAGAAUGCCGCGAUGA
This is a messenger RNA of Aspergillus calidoustus, 2688 nucleotides long. The record is from the annotation of a GenBank genome assembly. NCBI's taxonomy places the organism in Eukaryota, Fungi, Ascomycota, Eurotiomycetes, Eurotiales, Aspergillaceae.